This is a messenger RNA of Chelonus insularis, 3282 nucleotides long. RefSeq lists its product as uncharacterized. The transcript is spliced from 10 exons. Gene Ontology annotation, molecular function: protein binding. The record is from RefSeq and is a predicted model, not a curated record. The coding region runs from base 571 to 3282 and encodes 903 amino acids. Lineage: Eukaryota; Metazoa; Arthropoda; Insecta; Hymenoptera; Braconidae. Gene Ontology annotation, cellular component: membrane.
AUAUACUGACUGUUUCAGGUAAAGAAAUUUAAAAAAAAUAUAUAUAUUUUCCUUAGUAACCGGCCUCUAGAAAUAAGUAAAACCUGAAUCAUUGAAAUCUCAAAUUUGUACAGGUAAAUGUAUAGUAUCGUUGUAUUGGUGAAGCUCUAAUGUACUUUCAUAUACAAGAGUGGGGCUGCUGCAGGUGCGGCUCUGGCCAAGAGACUAUGUCUCAACGCCAUACGAUGAUGGUAUGAGCUCACCUAAAACUUAUUUGUAUUCCUACGCUACAUAUAAGUCCGUAUUUCCGUUUAGACAAAUUCAAGUGUUGUUUUAUUCAAUUAAAUAAUUUUGUGAUUUAAAAAAAAUUUUCAACAUCAAAUUCUUCUUAUGUUCUUCCCUUAGAGUAUAUCAGUAAUAUAAUGUACGAUUUUUUGGUCAUAAUUGCAGUAUUCUUAAAAUAAAGUUUUUAAUAUUAAUCACAUCACGUUCCUUAAAGUACAUCCGGUCGAAGUCGCGCUAUGGCUUGACCUGAUUUGCAUUUAAAGGACACUUUGAGCAAGUGCCAAAAGUGUUAAUGUGAUCCUAAACAUGAGUGAUGGAUUUAAACUAGUUCAAAUACAUAGGAAAAAGAUGAAUAUUUUGUGGUUUUUAUUUGGUCUUUUUAUAAUAACUAACUCUGAAGAUACCGAUUGUAAGGAUCGAAACUGGCAUUCCCUGGAAAAUCCUCAUACAGCAACUCUGGAGUGUGGUCCAGAAUUCCAAAAUCGAUGUUUGUGUUCAAGAGUUUGCUACGAAGGAAUUCAUCAAUAUGUUGUUAACUGUACCAAUAGUGGAUUCAUAGAUACGAUACCGUUAGAAAAUCUUCCUAACAAAACUGAAAUUCUCAUAUUCACUGGAAACACUCUGACUAAGUUACCAGAGAAUAUUUUUGGUACUACGGAUCGUGUACCAAACUUGCGUGUGAUUGAUAUGUCAAAUAACAAGAUAAGAGAGAUUAGUGGCAAAUCAUUUCAUCAUGUCAGAAAUGUGCAACGAUUAAAUUUGGAUUUCAAUGAAAUAUCAGUAACCAAUCAAAGUAAUCAUCCUAGAGUGUUCUCCAAUUUUUUAUCACUACUGGAAUUACAUUUGACUGAUGCAUUUGAGGAUCAUCCUCCAAGAAGAGAUCUUGCUGAAACUCUUCAUAAUAUAUUUGUGAAUAGUCAUCUUGAUCAAUUGAUAAAACUUCAUUUGGAGCAGAAUGAAAUCUCAGAAUUUCGAGAUCCCAAUGUUUUUUGCAAUCUUCCAAAUCUCUUGGAUCUUCAUUUAGGAGAUAAUGAAUUAAGUGCCUUGCAUUUUAAUUUAUCCUGUCUUCAUAAAUUAAGAUUCUUAGAUCUCCAACGAAAUAAUUUUACUAGAGUUCUAGAACGUGAUAUGAAAACUUUAGAUACUUUUGCAAAACAUAAUCAAACAGUGACUAUUGACUUAUCAAAUAACAAAUUUGAAUGCUCAUGGAGACUCAAUCCAUUCAUUAAAUGGAUGAAGAAAACCAAAGUUGUAGUUCGGAAUAAAAAUUUCCUUUAUUGCUAUGAUCAUGGACAUGAAAAACCGUUGCAAGAAAUAUCAAAUUAUUUGCCAAAAAUACACGGGUCAACAGUUGCUAUUGUUUUACUUUCUAUAAUUCUUGUCAUUUUGAUCGGUGCUUUAAUUUAUGUUCAACGUCAAGAUUUGAAGAAAAAAAUUGCACCAGUUAUUGCUUCAGUUAAUAAACGUGUACGAUACACAUCGAUAGCAACGAUGGAUGGAAAAGAGAAUGAUAGAGUUAGUGUCAAGUUUUAUUACUUUAAUUGUUUUGAAAUGGCAACUACUGAACGACUUCAUCUUGAUGAAAUAAUCAGCUCUGUUCCUGAAUUAGGUCCUUCUGUAUCCAAUGCUAAGUACAUGUGGAUUAUUUUUAUUUCAUUGAUGAUUGUUCAGAUAACAGUUCCAAGUGUAAUAUCAAUGUAUGGAAUUAUUUUGGGAUAUUUGGCUACUAAUUCUUCAAAAAAUUUUGAUGUUUGGAACGAAGAGAUCAUUCUCACUCCUAUUUUAUUUACAGCAUUCUAUCAUUUAGCAGAUCCAUGGACAAGAAUAAUAGUGAAUUUAGCAUCUGCACCACGGAUAAUAGGAUUGAUUGGAGUUGGUCUGUUGUCUGUUGGUGUUUUAGCAUCAGGAUACCUUGCUACUGGAGGUGUAGGAGCUUACUUAGCAAGUUCAAGUGCUGGUGCAGUGAUGGGUAUCGGUGGUAGUUUAAUAUUGAUACAAACAGACGUUGUUUUACGAAAAAAUUUUCGUUCACAUUUACAAAAAGUGUUGAUUUGUAAAGAAAUUUCUACCUGUUUAGGAUAUAUAUUAGCACCAAUAUUUAUUUUUUUCAUUUUAUCUUCGAACUUUAGUCUUCAUGUCGCAUCAUUAUUAAUGGCAUCCAUUUUUAUUCCCACUGCACUGGGAAUUUUAUUUUAUCAUUAUCCAACAGUCAAACCAUCAACGAGUUCUUACAUGUUAUUGAUAGCUGAUGAAGAUAAUAAUGUUCAUGAAGAAAAUAGCACGAGAAAUUUAAUCCGACAUGAAGAACCAUAUUCCGGAAAUACUCCAGACUACCUUUUUGGUGAAGGAUCAGAAACUUUUAGUUAUAUGCAGGGACUUGAAGAUGAUCAAGAGCUUUUCAAUGUUACUACUCAACAUAUAUCCAAUCUAAAAUUUGAGUGGAAACAAAUACUUCGAGUAAUGAAAUCCGGAAAAUUCUGGAUUGGAGUUAUUACUUGGAUCGGCUGUAAAGUCAAUUCUCUUUUAAUAUGGAUUUUAUUACCAUCUAUUGUGAUCAGGAGUAGUGAUCUUUCAUUUGAACUUAUUCGAGGAGUUGUUGCAACUAUAAUGGUAGCAAUUGGAACUUUUAUACCCAAUAUGAUAGCUAUCUGGAAACCAAAUUCUGCAAGAACGAGGAGUUUAUGUUUUGGAGCAGCAUCAUGGCUUGGAUGUCUUGUUCUGUUCGGAUUAUCAACAUUACCAUUGGGCGAUGCCAAAUUUCUUGUUGUUGGAUUUCUUGGUGGCAUUAGUAUUGGAGGAAUGUCAGUUUUUCUCGAAUCAAUUAUACUUGAUAUCUUGGAUAAUUCAAUAGCCAAGAAAGCUCACAUGGUAUUUUCGACAAUUGUUGGAUUAAGUAUCCUUGGUUUUAUUUUUAUUUCAAAUUCAACCAUUUGUUUACACUUGACUGCAAUUACUGAACUUAUAGCAGGGUGUUACUGGUUGAUAUUUCCUAUUGUAGAGAUUAUUCGAGCAAGAUAA